Molecule: messenger RNA, 237 nt
Organism: Penicillium malachiteum
Lineage: Eukaryota; Fungi; Ascomycota; Eurotiomycetes; Eurotiales; Aspergillaceae
Exons: 4
Coding region: 1-237 (78 amino acids)
Biological process (GO): chromosome segregation; kinetochore assembly; mitotic cell cycle
Cellular component (GO): nucleoplasm; kinetochore
Molecular function (GO): protein heterodimerization activity
Source: RefSeq, a predicted model, not a curated record
AUGGCUGCGACCCAGAAGCUGUAUCCCCGAGGCACUGUGAAACGGAUUGUCAAGGCUCACUCAAACAAGAGUGUGAGCAAAAAUGCUGAUAUCCUGAUCUUUUUGGAUUACAUGCUAUUCAUGCAAGAGCUGAUGCGCGAGGCCUCCAUCCGAUCACGCAAGUCCGGCGAAAAGAACAUCUCAGCCAACUCGAUUCGCAAAGUCACAGAGAAAACCCUCCGCAAAUUCAAAGGAUGA